Messenger RNA from Symbiodinium sp. CCMP2456, 1401 nucleotides. The record is from the annotation of a GenBank genome assembly. NCBI's taxonomy places the organism in Eukaryota, Dinophyceae, Suessiales, Symbiodiniaceae.
AUGCCCGAGCCACCCCCGGACAUGACACCAGAGGAGCAGAAGGAUUUGCUCAAGCAACAGGCUUGGCUUGCAGGUGAGAGGCGAGAGCUGGAGCGCCAGCAGAAGCUGGAGGCUGAGAGGGCGGCCGAGGAGCAGCGGCUCAAGCAUGAGCAGCAAAUGCUGGAUGAGCAGCAGGAGCUGCUGGAAAUUCAGGAGGAGGCUGAGCGCCAGGAACGUGCCAGGCAGGAUGAGAACAAGAGGUUGGCGGAGGAACUGUUCAAGGUGGAGAAAAGGGCCGAGGCCUUGAGACAGGCCAUGAUCAGCAGGAGCUCUGGCAGCAAAGCUCAAGGUGCCCCAGCCCGGUCAGGCCACCUCUAUGUGAUCCCGCCUAACUGGCCCAAGGACGUGCUGAUUCCGCCGAUCCCACCGCCUGUGCCCGUGGCACAGAGGACGCCGAGCCAGCCGACACCGAGCACGACGAGCCCGCCGAUUCCGAUGCCGAGCACGCCUCCUGCGAGAUCGCGGUCCCCGGUUGGCACAGGGAGCUUGGCGGAGCAGGUGAGGAAAGUGGCGAGCGGCGGUGAGGCCACCGACCCCAAAGCCUACCUCAGGGCUCGGCUGGAGGCUGCAGCAAGCAAGAACGAGGCGGGGGAGACGGACGAGAAAGCCAGUGAGCAAGCAUACAACAGCACCACGCACCCAACCGAAUGGCACUUCCUCAACCGCCUGGUGAAGAGCAAAAAGGGCACCCUCGAUGACAUCACCAAAGCAUGGGAAGAGGGAGGGAUAAAACGUGCACGGCUCCUUCGCGACUUUGUGGUAAAGGUUUACAGUCCGAGCGAUGACCACUCCCUGAACAAGGGGCGACUGGAGGCAUUGAUCCGUCUUCGUCAAUCGACGAAGGAGUGGAAAAGGCAGAAAGUGGAGGGAGCAAAAAAAUAUUGCACGGCCAAGAAGCUCUACAAGACUUGCCCAUACACAGGCGAGUAUAAAUAUCUCGUGCUUGUCUCCGACACGGUCACGCAAGGCCAAGAGAAGCUGCGAGAGCUGGAAGAGCUCAUGGAAGAAGCUGGUUUCUUCAACGACAAAUUCCAGUUGGGUUGUGGAGAUUCGUUCGAAAUCAGUGACGACGAGACGGUUCCGGAUUCCAAAGCUGCUGCAAAUGGUAAAAAGGGGGGUAACAGAACAGCAGCGAAAGCCUCAGGCCUCCCCAUGGUCGUGGAAGGAGACAACGAUUUAUCAGGAACUCUGGCAAAGUACAAGAAGGCCAUGUUGAAUAAACGCACCGUGUUGAAGGAAGUCAAGGACCGUGAGAUCAAUGAUCUCUACAAGAAGAUCUGCGAAAUGGAGCUUCAGAAUACGAGACUUGAUAACAUCUUAAGCCUCUUGCUCAAGCCCUGUGACUGCAACACACCUCGAUGA